CAAAACUGUGGACGAAAACUCAGACCCGACAGCAGGUUGAAUGGCACUGCAUCGAUCCCAUCAACAUUCCCUGAAAGAAACUGACACCAUGUUGUUUUUGACAUCCCCACUGCCUCCCAACUCUACCUACUCCUGGACGUACACCAGUUUUCUGAUGGAAACCGACUCUGUGAAUGCUACCAACAAUGGCACAAAAAACAUAACCGAUCCAAAUAUUGACAAAACAAGCAAUGCAGUGAUCAGUUUUAUGUAUUUUGUAGUGUGCGCUGUGGGGUUGAGUGGGAACACACUGGUCAUUUAUGUUAUCCUGCGCUAUGCCAAGAUGAAAACAGUCACAAAUAUUUACAUCCUCAACUUGGCUAUUGCUGAUGAGCUGUUCAUGCUUGGCUUACCCUUCAUUGCAAUUCAGUUGGCCCUUGUCCACUGGCCUUUUGGUCAGGCCCUUUGCCGAGUUGUUAUAACAGUGGAUGGAUUAAAUCAAUUCACCAGUAUCUUCUGUCUCACAGUCAUGAGUAUCGACAGGUACCUAGCAGUGGUUCAUCCUAUCAAGUCUACAAAAUGGAGGAAACCUCGAGUGGCCAAAAUGAUAAAUGGUGCAGUGUGGGGACUCUCACUGCUUGUCAAUUUGCCCAUCAUAAUUUAUAGUGGUCAGAGAAUAAAAGAUGGCAGAAGUAGCUGCACUAUUGUCUGGCCUGAUCCCCCAGAAGCAUACUACACUGGAUUCAUGUUCUAUACUUUCUUCCUGGGCUUUUUCUUACCAUUGACUGUCAUCUGUCUGUGCUAUCUGUUUAUCAUCAUUAAGGUAAAGUCCUCUGGCAUUAGAGUUGGAUCCUCUAAGAGAAAGAAGUCAGAGAGAAAGGUAACCAGGAUGGUGUCCAUUGUGGUUGCAGUUUUUGUCUUCUGCUGGCUGCCAUUCUAUGUCUUCAAUGUCACUUCAGUGACAUGCUCCCUUGAGACCACACCUGUGAUGAAGGGCAUGUUUGAUUUUGUAGUCAUUCUUGGCUAUGCCAACAGCUGUGCCAACCCUAUCCUCUAUGCUUUCUUGUCAGAAAACUUUAAGAAGAGCUUUCAGAAUGUCCUUUGCAUCAAGAGGGUUGGAGGGUUAGAUGAUAUAGAAAGAAGCGAUAGCAGGCAGGAUAAAACCAGGAUGAUGAAUGAUGCAACUGAAACUCAAAGUUCACUGCUAAAUGGAGACCUUCAGACCAGCAUUUGAUUUGGAAGGCAAGCGAGUAUGUAAUCACACUCACCUCAUCCUUUGAAGAGGUUAUUAUCUUUCUGAAUUGUCCUUUGCCUGUGUCAGAAGAUGUAUUUGCACUUUAGAAUUAGAAUUAAAGAGGAGAAUUGUUGGCUAGAUCUUCAAAACUGGCACAGAAUUUUAUAAUGUUAUCAUAUGUUCUCAAGAUUUCAGCUCUACAAAAUGGACACUUGGCCAGUCCACUGACAGAGACUCAAAGCCUGGAAGAAAAAGACUUUAUACUUUAAGAUUACAUGUUUUAUAAGUUGUCUUAUUUUUGGUGUUUGUUCUUAAAAAAUCUAAGAAACUGAAGAUGCAUUUAAAUACUGGUUCAGUGCAAGCAGGUCUAGGGCGAUACAGCCUUUGUUUCAUUAAGGGCAUUUGUUUUUCUUAGUAGUUAUUGGAAGCAAAAAUAAAGAGAUUUAAACAAAACAAUACAAACAACAUGCACACAGGCAAAAUCAUACUUAUAGCGUUAUGGUUGUAGUGUCUUCUCAUUGAUGCUUUUGAUUUACAGUACCUUCAGUAAGCGCAUCACCAUGACACUUCAAAGUUUAAAGAAUUUUAGAAAAUGGAAGUAUGAAUGAAAUACCAAACUCUACCUAAGAAAAUACUCAGACUACGUCCACAUACUACAUUUUCAUUUAGGAAUGCAGACAUAAGUCUCCAUUUUCACUUUUUUGCCCAUAC
Polypterus senegalus (gray bichir) is the source of this 1924-nucleotide messenger RNA. RefSeq names its product somatostatin receptor type 2-like. The coding region runs from base 41 to 1213 and encodes 390 amino acids. Gene Ontology annotation, cellular component: membrane; neuron projection. NCBI's taxonomy places the organism in Eukaryota, Metazoa, Chordata, Cladistia, Polypteriformes, Polypteridae. Gene Ontology annotation, biological process: cellular response to glucocorticoid stimulus; neuropeptide signaling pathway; cellular response to estradiol stimulus. The record is from RefSeq and is a predicted model, not a curated record. Gene Ontology annotation, molecular function: somatostatin receptor activity; neuropeptide binding. The transcript is spliced from 2 exons.